AUGGGGAUGGGAAAUGCCUUGACAGGUUGGAUUGCAAAGCCCACUGAGAAGGUAAUGGCCGCUAGUUCUCAUGACAGGAUGAAGAAGGCAUUUAUGGCUGAAAUGAAAGCUGAAAACAUCAAGAAGUUUUUAUACAAUUUCACUCGACUUCCUCACCUAGCGGGAACAGAUGAAAAUCUGCACCUGGCGCAGCAAAUCCAAACCCAGUGGGAGAUAUUUGGAUUGGAUUUGGUUCAGCUGACUCAUUAUGAUGUCCUGUUGUCUUACCCAGAUAAAACAAAUCCCAACUAUAUCUCUAUCAUUGAUGAGCAUGGAAAUGAGAUCUUCAAUACGUCGUUAUUUGAGCCCCCGCCUCCAGGAUAUGAGACUGUUAGAAAUGUUGUGCCACCCUACAGUGCUUUUUCAGCCCAAGGCCUGCCAGAGGGUGAGUUAGUGUACGUCAAUUAUGGCCGCACUGAAGACUUUUUUAAACUGGAGAGAGAGAUGGGAAUCAAUUGUACGGGAAAGAUCGUUAUUGUCAGAUAUGGGAAAAUCUUCAGAGGAAACAAGGUAAUGUGCCCAAUAUAA
Gavialis gangeticus (Gharial) is the source of this 567-nucleotide messenger RNA. Its product is annotated as glutamate carboxypeptidase 2-like. Gene Ontology annotation, molecular function: carboxypeptidase activity. The record is from RefSeq and is a predicted model, not a curated record. The transcript is spliced from 5 exons. The coding region runs from base 1 to 567 and encodes 188 amino acids. Lineage: Eukaryota; Metazoa; Chordata; Crocodylia; Gavialidae.